Messenger RNA from Antechinus flavipes (yellow-footed antechinus), 1793 nucleotides. RefSeq lists its product as uncharacterized. Lineage: Eukaryota; Metazoa; Chordata; Mammalia; Dasyuromorphia; Dasyuridae. The transcript is spliced from 9 exons. The record is from RefSeq and is a predicted model, not a curated record. The coding region runs from base 1 to 1503 and encodes 500 amino acids.
AUGCUACCCACAUUGACCCAGCUCGUACCGUCUAACACUAAAAGAACGGGUAAUACGGCCUUUCUUGAAUGCCAAGUGAACGUGACCCAAUUUGAGAAUGUUUACAUCCACUGGUACCGCCAGCAGCCUGGUGGGCCUCUGAUACGAAUUCUCUACCUUUCAUCCAAUGAGAAUGUCAUUCAUGAGGAAGGGGUCAACGAGGAGAGGUAUGAAGCCAAGAAACGGGAGAGGGACUUCUCGGCAAGUCUCAGAAUCCACCAAGUCACGGAGGCAGAUGAAGGGCUCUACUAUUGUGCCUGCUGGGAUGGCACGCUGAGCCAAAGCCACAGAGACACUGAACAAAAACUGUCUCCCUGCGGACAUACAGCCUUAGAACUGAAGCAGCCUCAAGUCUCCAUCACCCGAGGGCUGAAAAGAACAGCACAGGUGACUUGUCAAGUGUUAGGCAGUGAGAAUUUUGCUAAUGAGUACAUAGAUUGGUACCAACAGAAGCCAAACCAGCCUUUGCAAUAUCUGCUCUUUGUCCGAUCAACCAGUGUUCCCAAGGAAAAAUUCUUAGAUGGUGUUCCCAUCUACAGCACUUCCUGCAUUUCUUCCCAAUGCCAUGUGGCCUUUGUCUGCUUACAGUUCACAACUGGCCCAGCCAGAAUGAGCCUCCCCCAAGUGCUUGCUGUGGCCGCCCUCUGGGCCCUUGGACUUGCACACGCAGCCAUAGAACUGAAGCAGCCUCAAGUGUCCAUCACCAGCCAGCUGGGAACAGCAGCACGGGUGACUUGUCAAGUGAUCGGCAGUGAAAACUUUGCUAAUAAGCCCAUACACUGGUACCAACAGAAGCCAAACCAGCCUUUGCAGUAUCUGAUCUCUGUCCAAUCAACCAGUGUCCCCAAGGAAAAAUUUUUAGCAAGUAAUCGGUGUGAUAGCUCAGGCGUGAUCAAAAGCUUUGCUGAAGGAUCUCAGCUCAUAGUUCUCAGGAGCGAGUCUGUUAUUCCAAAAAAACCACCAAUGCCCAUAAUUUUUCUUCCUACUUUGGAGGAAGUGAAACAAAAAAAAUCUGGGACCUACAUUUGCCUGCUGGAAGACUUUUUCCCCAAUGUCAUUAAAACCUAUUGGAAAGAAAAUAAGUACUCGCAGCCUCUGGAUGCACAGUUUGGCCCUAUCACUGGGAAUGGCAGUUCAUACUCACAGGUCAGCUGGUUGACGGUACAAGAAGAUUCCUUGAGUAAAAACCUCACCUACUUCUACCAACAUGAGAAUACGGGCAUAGAACCCCAGGAAGUUCCUAUUCCUUCAGUUUGGGAAGUUUUAAAAAAUUCCUCUUCAAAAGCAUGUAAGAAGGAUAAAGACUGGACUAAAGGGCUCCAGGAGCUACAUUUUGCCAACAUAUCGGCCUUUUAUACCUACACCAUCCUGCUUGUGAAGAGUACCAUCUAUUUUACCAUUGUCCUCUUCUUCCUGUACCAAAAGAAAGUGGUGAAAAUGGUUGGGAGCCAAAGGUCAAAGUAGGCGUGCUGAGAUGCCCUUAAGUUCCCUGGAGGGGAUGGUUUGUCUGCAUGUUCCAUUUGUCUUCUGAAGGAGGGGGGCAGUGGUCAUAGCACUGUUUUUUCUUACUUAUCUUUUGCUUAGCCACGCGUCUUUCUUGUAACUUGGAAAAUGUAAGCUGGUUUCUUUUAAUUUGUUGGACAAACGGGAAACUUUAGAUUGUAAGAAGUAGGUACUUUUGGUGCUUUGCUCUAGAUAUUGACGGCACCUCCCUGCUGAAGACUCUUCCCAAUAAAAAUCGCCAAAGCUCCUUC